AUAAAAUGUGUGUCAGUGGGGCAGCGCUCUCUCCCGCACAUGCAGAGAGCACAUGCAGCGCAGCUCCGCUUAAGACACACCACAGUGGAAUUAACGCUACUGACUCGCUUCUACACCCCCGCCAAUGAAAACGCGAGGAGGAAUAAAAGAGGGAGAAAAGUAAACGAGUGCUUAAGAGACUUAGAGGCACAGACACGCAGAGACAGGGCGAGAAACCCCCUGUGUAUAGAAACAACAGAGAGAGAGAGAGAGAGAGAGAGAGAGAAGGAGACAAAAAAGCAAGUCACAUUACACAGUCACCUGAAAACGUGAUUGAUGUUUGUGUUGGUGGGAGGAGGGCGUGUAUUAGUGGGUGUGUCUGUAGCUUGACAGUUCUACCCCGGAGUUUCUAAUGGCUAAGAAUUGCUGGAAUUUCUGAAAAUCGCCUGCUCUCCACUCGUGGCACAUCACACGCGCCAAGCCAAGACGCCUAUCAGAGGUCAGAGACGUUAUAUGAGAUUCAGAUAGCUGCGGAGCCCAAUCUGCUCAGGACACCUGAAGUAACGCCGGAAGCAUUGAACAGAGCUGUUCACACAGUUUCAAGAAGUGCAUGUUGCAGACGGGUUGAUUUGAUCACCCCAUGCCCUGUGUACAGAUAUUUUUCUCCGUUCUUUUUUUCGAAACCCAUCUCAUAUACCGGUUUUUCAUGACUAUUUCACCUGUAUCGAAACGACUUCUGCUUCUGUCAACUAAUAUACAGAAAAGACCAACGCAAAUUCAGGUGUAAAAUAUCAAAGCAAGAGACAGCCAAAAGAUGGACAACAGUCCUGGGGGAGUAAUUCUGUAUGCUGGCUCUACGGGCAGCGCCAGCCCCAGCCCAGGCAGCCCCUCCAGCGGGUACCAGACGCAGUCCCCUUCGUCCCACUCCCAACCCUCGUCCCCCGAGGAGGUCUCCUUCACCGAAAUUGGGGCACUGAAGCAGAGGGGGUGCGGUGGCACCCCGUCAUCACCCAAAAUGGUCUUUCAGUUUCCGGAAAUCACGAACCCCCCUGUGGUCGCCCCCACCCACGACACCCACUCCCAUCCUAUCGCAGGGAAGAGGCCACCCGGAUUCACAGGCGCCUUCACCAAAACUGGAGGGAUGGUGUUGCUGUGUAAAGUAUGCGGAGACAUCGCGUCCGGGUUCCACUACGGAGUGCAUGCCUGUGAGGGCUGCAAGGGUUUCUUCCGCCGCAGCAUCCAGCAGAACAUCAACUACAAGAUGUGCGUGAAGAACGAAAGCUGCAUGAUCAUGAGGAUGAACCGCAACCGCUGCCAGCACUGCCGCUUUAAGAAGUGCCUCUCCGUGGGCAUGUCAAGAGACGCCGUGCGAUUCGGACGCAUCCCUAAGCGUGAGAAGCAGAGGCUGAUGGAUGAAAUGCAGAGCUACAUGAACAGUCUUAACGAAUCAGCCUCCAUGGACAUAGACUCUCCACCCCCAGAGGCCCCACCCAGUCCGGAGGACAGCCAAUCAGACGAGGCUAUUGGAGCCAUCUCCCGGGCUUACCGUGACAUCUUUGUGAGUGGCCAGGACAGGCUGGGAAAGAAGGGCAACGUCAACACCAACAACAAUCCCUCCACCUAUCAGAACACCCCACUCCAGGACUCCAACUACCCUCGCACUCCCUCCCACACCUUCCCAGCCCAGAGUUACGCCACCUGCCCCUUUGCAGGGUAUCGUACCCCUCCACGCUGCCCUGUUGCUCCACGUGACAAUAACCCAUCGUUCUCAUAUGUUGACAAUGGCCGUUAUAGCCUGUCUGCCUCGUCAAAUCAAAGCCACAGCCAAUCCAAUGUGGACCCCUCCCCUCGGGGAUACCCGGCCAAUUGUAACAGCUACCCCACCGGGGAGUCCCAGAACCAAACUUCCUGUCCCUGGCGAUUGGGAACAAGCAGCAAAGUGCUGGCGUGUCCCCUAAACGCGUGUCCCGUGGCACCGGCAGGCACCUCCAGUCAGCAGGUGUGGGAGUCCUUCUCGCAGUGCUUCACACCAGCUGUGCGCGAGGUGGUGGAGUUCGCCAAGGGCAUCCCUGGGUUCCAGAACCUCAGUCAGCAGGACCAGGUCAUGCUGCUCAAAGCCGGGACAUUCCAGGUUCUGAUGGUGCGCUUCUGCACGCUCUUCAACCCUAAGGAGCGGACAGUGACCUUCCUGAAUGGGCAGACGUACCCACUGUCCACCCUGCGGGCGCUCGGCAUGGGCUCCCUGUUGGAUGCCAUGUUUGAGUUCAGCGAGAAGCUGGGCACCCUGGGGCUGGAGGCUGACGAAAUGGCCCUCUUCAUGGCUGUGGUGUUGGUCUCUGCAGACCGUUCAGGCAUUGUGAAUGUCGGGGCAGUGGAGCAGCUGCAGGAGGGCCUGAUCCGGGCCCUGCGCUCCCUCAUCACACGUAGGCGUCCCGAUGACAGCGCCCUAUUCCCCAAGCUGCUGCUGCGCCUGCCGGACCUGCGCACCCUCAACAACCUGCACUCUGACAAGCUGCUGGCCUUCCGCAUCGACCCCUGAACUCUCCACCCCCCACCCAGCCGCUCUGACCAGUCACAAACAACUGCUUGCCCCAUACAAUGCGGGCUUGGUCCCAAGCAGCCACCUCACACAGAAUCACCGAAAAAUGGAUUUUGUGACCGGAAAGAUAUUUAAACGGUGCAGGUUGAUUCUUAACAUUGAUUUCCAGCUGCGGACACAGCUCUUUAAGUGUUUGAUUUGGAAAAGCAGUCACAGAUUGGCAUCUUCCUCAGACUCCCUGUAUUCCAUCGUAUUCUCUGCAUGGGAGCCAUCUGAACUCGCGGGAAGGCCUAGAUUUUAGCCCAGCCCUCUUUCUCAAACUUUAAUCUGCUGCACUCCUGUUGGUGAAACAAAAGACCUUUUUUAAGACCAAAAGUGAGACAUUUGCUUCACUUGUCUGUCUGAUUCCUUGUGUUAUUUCAAUUUCAGCCCACCCUGACCUACAGUUAGGAAACUUCUGAAGCCACUCAGUCUAUCUGUCAGAAAAACUUACACAUGCUGAUUAUUUAAGGACCACAAAUAAUGUGUGUGUGUGUGUGUGUGUGUGUGUGUGUGUGUGUGCAUGUAAGAGGAAGGGAAUGCAUUUACUGUACAUAACACAUCUAGUUAUUGCAUAUACAUUAAGAAUCCAAUUUAUACAUCAGCCGCCAUUUGUGUAUGUAUUGGAAUAAAAUAGAGGAAUAGGAUGAUAGCACGUAAUCGAUCUUAGCAGAGUGCACAUGUACUGAAUUAAACACAGUUUUUAACAGUUUCAAAGAACGCAGACAGAUUUGAAAAAAAUCCAGUGUCAUAUGUGAGGUUUGGAAAAAAAUGUUUUGUAUGUUUAUUUGAAAUGCUUUGCUCAGUAAUGAAGGAUGCAAUCAGAUGGUAAAAAAGACACAGACAUACAAAUUGUUCUAUCACAAACCCUUCACACCGAUCAUGUCAUUGACCAGGGAAAGCCUGCAUAAUGAUUUGUCUGGUUUGUAGUAGCUUUUUGUUCAAUGUUGUAAAUAUUUCUCCACUGUAUGUUUCUGGUUCCACAACAUAUUCUGUUUAGUCAGAUUUGGAAUGUUGGAUCAGAGCCAAGAGAAAGACAAAGGGGUCCUUCUCAAGGGAAGGCGUACAUUUGCUGAGGUAGGGAGGCAGGGCUAGAAGUAAACUAUUGCUGUGAGUGUCCACCGUUCUGUUAAAAAUGACCCAACCUGCCUGCCCCGCCCAAGUAAUACCAGCACAACCCCUCCACCCAAAAACUGAGUUUCUCACACAAGCAAUAAUACCUUUCAGACCCAGAGGAGAAAUCAGAUGUCAUUUGCUUGGUCAGACCUGUUGAGCUGGUUUAAUGAUUAUUGUUGACUGA
Molecule: messenger RNA, 3857 nt
Organism: Megalops cyprinoides (Indo-Pacific tarpon)
Lineage: Eukaryota; Metazoa; Chordata; Actinopteri; Elopiformes; Megalopidae
Product: nuclear receptor subfamily 1 group D member 1-like
Exons: 8
Coding region: 794-2518 (574 amino acids)
Biological process (GO): hormone-mediated signaling pathway; negative regulation of transcription by RNA polymerase II; positive regulation of transcription by RNA polymerase II
Molecular function (GO): zinc ion binding; RNA polymerase II cis-regulatory region sequence-specific DNA binding; nuclear receptor activity
Source: RefSeq, a predicted model, not a curated record